GGAGAGGGGGGUGCUUGACGGGUGCACCCGCCCUUCCUUUAUUGUGACCGGCUGGAGAGGAGUUAUCCAUGUUGUCCGUUGUAACAUGGAUAAGGAGAAAAACGACAAAGCAAUGGAGGAGCUGGUGUGUGAGCUUCGUCUGUUUCUGGACCUGCUGGACAGAGAAUAUCUGAGUGCUGGGGUCCGAGAGAAGAAGAUACACCUCUCCAAUAUUCUGCACAGAGUACUGUCCGACAAAGAGCCUUCAUUCAAGUCAGAGAUACACAGCGGACUGCCUGCUCCACCUCAGAUGCCACUUCCAGAGAUCCCUCACCCCUGGAUGACUCCAAAUAGCGGGCCCCCUCCCCUGCCCAGCUCAUCUCUUCCAGAAGGCUACUAUGAGGAAGCGGUUCCUUUAGGUCCUGGAAAGGCUCCAGAAUACAUCACCUCCAACUAUGACUCGGAUGCCAUGAGCAGUUCCUAUGAGUCGUACGAUGAGGAAGAGGAGGAUGGGAAGAGCCAGAAGAUGCGUCACCAGUGGCCCUCUGAGGAAGCGUCCAUGGACCUCGUGAAGGACGCCCGGAUUUGUGCAUUCCUGCUGCGCAAGAAACGCUUCGGCCAGUGGACCAAACUCCUCUGUGUCAUCAAAGACAACAAACUGCUGUGUUACAAAUCCUCCAAAGACCACACUCCCCAAAUGGAGCUGAACCUGUCAGUGUGCAGCAUCACACACAUCCCUAAAGAUGGCAAGAAAAAGAAGCACGAACUAAAGAUUGUCCACCAAGGUGCAGACGCCCUGGUGCUGGCUGUGCAGAGCAAAGAACAGGCCGAGGAGUGGCUUAAGGUGAUGAGAGAGGUGUGUGUUAAUGGGAGCAUAGAUUUGGAUGGAGUUGGAUCUGGAUCUCCAGUGCAUAAACCUGAACUGGAAAAGAAGACAUCGUGUGACAGGCCAAGCUCAGAUGGGGAAGCAACCCAUGAGAACGGUCACAGCGACUGCAAGGACCAAGGUGAGAGUCACAGCGACAGUUGCUACCAGAAAUGA
Messenger RNA from Neolamprologus brichardi, 1021 nucleotides. NCBI's taxonomy places the organism in Eukaryota, Metazoa, Chordata, Actinopteri, Cichliformes, Cichlidae. The record is from RefSeq and is a predicted model, not a curated record.